Molecule: messenger RNA, 2169 nt
Organism: Propithecus coquereli (Coquerel's sifaka)
Lineage: Eukaryota; Metazoa; Chordata; Mammalia; Primates; Indriidae
Gene: GAS2L3
Product: growth arrest-specific 2 like 3
Exons: 10
Coding region: 1-2169 (722 amino acids)
Biological process (GO): actin crosslink formation
Cellular component (GO): actin filament
Molecular function (GO): microtubule binding; actin filament binding; cytoskeletal adaptor activity
Source: RefSeq, a predicted model, not a curated record
AUGUCUCAGGUAUGGUUUGGAGAAGACCUGCCUCUAAGUCCACGAAGUCCUCUGACUCCCAGACACGGGCCAGGACUGGCUAAUGUGUGUCAGUAUGAUGAGUGGAUAACUGUCAGGCAUGCAGCCACUCUGUUGCCCAUGCAGGAAGAUCUGUCAAUCUGGUUAUCUGGUUUAUUAGGCAUUGAAGUUAAGGCAGAAAGAUUAUUGGAAGAACUUGAUAAUGGAGUACUGUUAUGCCAACUGAUUAAGGUUCUUCAAAACAUGGUGAAAACAUGCAACUCUGAAGAACCAGAGAAUUUUCCAAUGGGAAAAGUGCCCUGUAAGAAGGAUGCUGCAUCAGGUUCAUUCUUUGCCCGAGACAAUACUGCAAACUUCCUUCACUGGUGUAGGCACAUUGGGGUCGAUGAAACUUAUCUCUUUGAAUCUGAAGGUUUAGUUAACAUGUUUCAGAAACAAAAUUCAAAACCUGGCACGCCGGUUGGUAUUACAAGGGGCAAAGAAAAACAGGCACGUCAACCAGGUGUAUUGCCACCUUCAUCUUCACCGAAAGGAGGUAAUUUGGGCUCAGUGUCAGUCCGCUCUAAAUUUCCAAAUUCUCUAGCAGCAUCUUCUCAUCCCAAGCUCAAGCCUUCAAAAGGUGUAACAAAGAAACCACAUGUUCCUUUGAACAAUGUAUCACCUUCACUUGCUUCUUCAAACCUAGUAGGUACAAACAUUUCUUCACCAGCUAUAACAAGAACUGCACCCUGUGCAUCCGAGUCACUGAGAAAAUGUAUCGCAUCCCCCAGUACCCCGAAGGCCAAGGUUAUUCCAGCCAAGAAUUCAAGAGAUCUGCCUGAUUCUACACUUUUGCCAAGUAAGUCUUCUGGAAAAACGGAACCAAGGUAUUUGAAACACAAUCAUAUUUCUUCCAGGGAUGGUGCAGCAUUUCACUUAGCUGCACAUUUGAAUUCAUCAUCAAAGUGUCCCAAGCUACCUAAAGCAAACAUACACGCAAGGCCUAAACCUCCUCCUUCUUUCCAGUCCUCUGCAAAAAUGACAAAACCUAGUUCCAAAACCACAGCCACAAGUCCAGGAACGCGGUCUCAGCCAUCUGGUAGAGCCCCACAAGCAAAGCCAAUCCCCGCACAGAAGCUUAAAUCAGCCUUGAGUUUAAAUCAGCCAGUUUCUGUAUCCUCAGUUUCUCCUGCAAAAGCUGCACAGGAAUUGAAAGAUAAGAAUAUAGUUUCAGUUGCCAAAAAGCAGCCUCAGAAUAAAAGUACAUGUCAGAAGAAAGGACCCAGCUCCUCAAAGUCUCCCGGCCGCACCCCACUGUCCCUUGUGAGCAUUCCCCAGUCUUCUGUCAAAACACAAACUGCACCAAAGUCCGCACAGACUGCCCCUAAGGGCCAGUGUUCAGCUAAAGGAUCUUCAAAAACUAGUAAAACCCCAACUUCAACCAGGAAACCACCCUCAUCUGUUAAGGAAACAGAUAGUGGGGAUAAAAAACCUACUGCAAAGAAAAAGGAAGAUGAUGACCAUUAUUUUGUCAUGACUGGAAGUACAGACAUUUUGCAUAAAGAUCCAAGGCAGGUGUAUCUUUGUCUUCUUGAAAUUGGUCGAAUCGUGUCAAGAUACGGGGUUGAGCCACCAGUAUUAGUAAAGCUUGAGAAAGAAAUUGAGUUAGAAGAGACCUUGCUUAAUACUUCCGGGCCUGAAGAUUCUAUCAGCAUUCCAAAAUCGUGCUGUCAGCACGAAGAACUACAUGAAGCUGUUAAACAUAUCGCUGAAGACCCUCCGUGUAGUUGUUCGCAUCGAUUUUCUAUUGAGUACUUAUCGGAAGGACGGUACCGACUAGGGGAUAAAAUUCUCUUUAUAAGAAAAUUGUGUGAUCUUUCAUGUGACCUCACUGUCACUAAAUUAUGUCCCCUUCUGAGCCAUGAUUUGACACGACAACUGUAUCAGAUUCUUCCAACCACUUCCUCAUUGAACCGAUGGUCCUUAGGUUCCCGAAGCCAGAGACUUCGCGGCAGGCAGAGUGGCAAAGCCUGCCCCCACUGCCACCGGCAGGUACUGCUCUGGAUGCCAGGGCUGCCCAUGGGGCCUGGACGCAGACUGCCUUCGCCACGGCCCCUGCCUGCGACCUGCAACCUGUUUGAAAAGCAGGGAACAGGAGAUGGGUCUCCCUGA